UAUCGAACUCCAGGGCUUGGAAAGACAUUAGCCAGUGAUUGAUGGCCCAAAGAACUUUACGGUAAUGUAUUCUUAUGACAUCUCACAACCACCACGUUCGGUCCCAAUGUGUUCCAUUGCUCUUUCUAUUGAGUAUAUGAAUAAUAUUACACUACUUUCACGUACAGAUGUGCACUUUCCUAUCCAUGUUAGAUAUACAAAAACUCCUUAUCAUCUUUCAUCCUAGCAGUCAAUUCACCACAAAGAAUAUGAACGUUGUAUACAUGGCCCUUGGCUCAUAUAACCCCUCAUCUGCUCUAGAUUUCCACUAUCCCUCAUUCACCACUUAUAUUAUCGCCUAUAUCAAAUCUAAUUUUUCACAUCUAUCUUGCAGCUCCAGAUUUCAAGCACAAAAAAAUUAGUUUCCAGAAAAGUCUUAAAUGUCAAACAUGGACAGGAUGGCCACUUGUUCCCUGCUAUCCUCGAUUAAAGAGCUCUUCCGGCAGAGUCAAACCCCAUCGGCAUCAUCAAAUUGGAGUAGCACCUCAAUCAUUCCCAUUCCAGAUCUUGGAAAGCUCGACAUCAUCGAAAACGCAACUAGUCCUCAAACCGAAUUCUAUGUCCAGAAGAUCCUCUCCAUUUAUACACUUCUAUCGCAACUCACUGAUCUUAGCCCUUCACCUACAGUAAAUGUUUUGUUUUCUGACCUCGUAGGAACAUGCAUCACUAUCGUUCCUGACUCGAUUUCAAAAGAGGUUAGUUUUAUAAGUUGGGCUUCAAUGAAAAUAUAUACUGACCGAUAUUAGGUGCUCGGCGAUCCACGUAUUUCUAGCAUUUUACCUGCGCUUCGUCUAAUUUGUUCAACUGCUGAAGCAUGUAUGGAAUCUUACUGGGCUGAAGCUAUUUCUAGCACCAAGAGUAUCGAAGAUGGCAAGUCUACAUAUAUACUUUUCUCCCAAUUCUCAACUAAAAUCCCAUCUGUAUCUCCCAGCCCAAUAUCCCACCCACUAACCAACCGUCAGCCCACCGCGUCCUAUCCACCUUCCCCUACGAGAAAAACUACGAAAACCUAACCCGUUUCGAACUCGCCGCUAUAUCCUCAACAGGCUUCAUCCUAUCUCCAUCUUCCAAGAUCGCAUUUAUUGGCUCGGGCCCCAUGCCUCUCACGAGCCUCUGCAUCCUAUCCGCACUUUCAACAUCAGAUCACAUCUCGUGCACUCUCUCACCCAACUCCUCUAUUCCUCUUCCUCUCCCACCUCAAUCUUCUCCAAAUCCUCCCUCCAUCAUCACAAACAUCGACAGUAAUCCAUCUGCCAACACCCAAGCUCAAAAUCUCUGUACAUCACUUGGUGGUCUCCCAGCCACAGGAAUGAAAUUUAUCACCGCGUUAGCUGGUUCUAACGAUCUCGAUCUCUCGGGUUAUGAUAUCAUUUGGUUAGCGGCUUUGGUAGGAGGGAUCCAAGAGGAUAAAGAGGAAAUUUUGCAGAAUGUUGUGCGGAAGAUGAAGAAGGGGAGUUUGUUGAUUAUGAGAGGUGCCUGGGGUUUGAGAAGUGUACUUUAUUGUGUAUGUGUUUCUGCUUUUUAAGUUAUUGACAUCGUUUUGAGGAAUUUUAACAAAAAGCGUAAAGCUAAUUGACAUGGAAAUAGGAUUUCGAUGUUACAACGCCGGCUGUAACUACUUAUCUGGAUAUUUGUGUUCGCAUGGAUCCAUUCGGAGAUGUGGUAAAUUCAGUUAUUGUUGGGAGGGUCAAGUGAUAAUUUAUGUACAUACUGUGAGAAAGUUGGAAUUAUAGGCCAAAUACAUAAAGGUUUUUAACCAGUCAAUCACAUGAUCUUUUGUAAUUAAAUAUAAAAGAAAAACUUUUGUCUCUUUUUUCUACAAUAAUCAACCUUCUAUAUAUAUACAUUUGAACCUAUAUAGCAUCAACCCCAAAACCAGUAUGAACCCUGUUUUCUCUAUAAGUGAUAUAUUACAAUGUGAUCUAAUUCAGCUUUCUCUUCUAAUUCCCUUUUCACAACAUGCUAUCGGGGCGCAUGUAUCUCGACCUACCACUUUUACAAUACGAGUACAUAUAAUCUUACAUACAAGGUGCAUUCUUCUAGAAAGGAAAGGCAAUGGGGUUUGAAAUCAUUAACAAAUUGUUGGUACGGGACGGGACGGAGUUGUGUUGAUGGAUGGUGGUUAUAGUGAUAUGGGUAUGGAUGGACAUAGAGACAGAGAGGUUAGAGAAAGAUCCUGGUGAUCGAAUAUCUAUCAAGGCGAGAUAUUGAAGGAUAGAAAGAUAGAAGGACGAAUGAAUAGAAU
Messenger RNA from Sclerotinia trifoliorum, 2284 nucleotides. The record is from the annotation of a GenBank genome assembly. Lineage: Eukaryota; Fungi; Ascomycota; Leotiomycetes; Helotiales; Sclerotiniaceae.